Colletotrichum orchidophilum is the source of this 873-nucleotide messenger RNA. Its product is annotated as flavin reductase like domain-containing protein. Gene Ontology annotation, molecular function: riboflavin reductase (NADPH) activity; FMN binding. Lineage: Eukaryota; Fungi; Ascomycota; Sordariomycetes; Glomerellales; Glomerellaceae. The coding region runs from base 1 to 873 and encodes 290 amino acids. The record is from RefSeq and is a predicted model, not a curated record. The transcript is spliced from 2 exons.
AUGACCGGAGCUCGUGUGCUGGGGACCGCGCUGCGCCGUGGUGGCCGGGCAAAGACCGGAGGAGACGGCGCGCGGAGAACCCUGAUCGGAAGCUCUCAGAAUGAACGCCUACCACAACUACAACGGUCUACUGUCGGCCGUAACCCACCGACCUCCGAGUGCCACCGACGAACGAUACAUACAUCGCCGCCGAACCUCUCCUCCUCCUCCUCCUCCUCCUCCUCCUCCUCCUCAAUAACAACAAGAAAAACAACCACAUGGCGCGCCGAACCCCACCAGCCGCCGACCUCGACCCACGACCCGAAAGCCGAGCUCCCGGCGCAGCUGUGCGGCGUGAUGCGCAGGCUGGCGCACUCGGUGGUGGUCUGCACGGCGACGGACCGCGCGGGGCGGCCGAGGGGGAUGACCAUGUCGAGUUUCGUGUCCCUGAGCAUGGAGCCCGUGCCGCUGGUGACGUUCAACGUGCGGACGCCGAGCCGGACGCUGGAUGCGAUUCACGAUGUGGGCGGAGUGUUUAAUGUGCACAUAUUGGCGGAGGGAGGGGAGGGUGCGAGGGUCGCGGAUUGGUUUACGAGAGGGAAUGCCGCUGCCGGUGAGGGCCUGUUUGAGGGGCUGCCCAGGGCCGUGGAGGUUGUUGAGGAAGAUGGGGAGGCGCCUGUUCUUGAGGGACGGGGGGUGUUGUUUGUGUUGAAGUGUCGGGCCCUCGGGGAGGGGAUGGUGAGGGUUCGGGACCACGUUGUUGUCGUGGGCGAGGUCGAGAAGGUGCUUAGGGGUGACGGGGAGGGGUUCGGGCUAGUUUAUGCUGACCGGCGGUACCGGACGCUGGGACAGGUCUUGGCCAAGGGGGAAGAGAAAGGAGAAGAUGAGAGCUGA